This is a messenger RNA of Scatophagus argus, 2169 nucleotides long. It is a transcript of the gene pitx3, whose product is annotated as paired-like homeodomain 3. The record is from RefSeq and is a predicted model, not a curated record. NCBI's taxonomy places the organism in Eukaryota, Metazoa, Chordata, Actinopteri, Scatophagidae. The coding region runs from base 372 to 1256 and encodes 294 amino acids. Gene Ontology annotation, biological process: anatomical structure morphogenesis; regulation of transcription by RNA polymerase II. The transcript is spliced from 4 exons. Gene Ontology annotation, cellular component: nucleus. Gene Ontology annotation, molecular function: RNA polymerase II cis-regulatory region sequence-specific DNA binding; DNA-binding transcription factor activity, RNA polymerase II-specific.
GAGGUGGAGGCGUACUGACACCUUGUUCUGGACAAAAUGACUGGCCUGCAUCAUCCGCACGCCCCUUGCUGCAAGCCAGCCGGCCUCUCAGCACCACAUUGACACCAGGCAGUCUGUCCAUCCAUCACUGCCACAGCGGAUAUAGUCCCCCCCCUCCCCCGGACUGGCUCACAUUCAUAUUUCUGACCAAAAAUACUGAUGCUAGGCUUGGGCUCACAAAGGGACAGCUGUUGCUCUGUCAGGCCAGUACCCUGACCGAACAGUUCCAGCAACCACUGGGACCAGUUUGUGGAGUGUUUCUUGAUUUCAAAAGCCAGUGAAACCGGUCCAACACACAUCUACAGCAAAAGGCCACGGCAAAGAGCCUGGUUAUGGAUUUUAACCUGCUGACGGACAGCGAACCCCGCAGCCCGGCGCUGUCGCUAUCGGACUCCGGAACCCCGCAGCACGACCCGGGAUGUAAAGGCCAGGACAACAGCGACACAGAGAAAUCCCACCAGAACCAGCUGGAUGAGUCCAGCGUUGAAGAUGGCUCUCUGAAAAAGAAGCAGAGGCGACAGAGGACUCAUUUCACAAGCCAGCAGCUCCAGGAGCUGGAGGCGACCUUCCAGAGAAACCGCUACCCUGACAUGAGCACCAGAGAGGAGAUAGCAGUGUGGACCAACCUCACUGAGGCACGGGUCAGGGUGUGGUUCAAGAACAGGCGUGCGAAGUGGAGAAAGCGGGAGAGGAACCAGCAGGCAGAGUUAUGUAAAAAUGGCUUCGGUGCCCAGUUCAAUGGACUCAUGCAGCCCUAUGAUGACAUGUACACAGGCUAUUCCUAUAACAACUGGGCCACCAAGAGCCUAGCAAGCAGCCCGCUUUCUGCCAAGAGCUUCCCAUUCUUUAACUCAAUGAAUGUAAGCCCCCUGUCAUCCCAGCCUAUGUUCUCCCCCCCAAGUUCCAUCCCUUCCAUGAACAUGGCCUCUAGCAUGGUGCCCUCAGCAGUGACCGGAGUUCCCACUACAGGGCUCAACAACCUGGGCAACCUAAACAACCUCAACAGCCCCACGGCGCUCAACUCUGUAGCGGUGACUGCCGCCACGUGCCCCUACGCCACCACAGCCAGUCCCUACAUGUACAGAGACACCUGCAACUCCAGCCUGGCCAGCCUACGCCUCAAGGCCAAGCAGCACGCCAACUUUGCUUAUCCAGCUGUGCAAAACCCUGUGUCAAACCUGAGCCCCUGCCAGUACGCUGUGGAUCGGCCAGUAUGAAGAACAAGUUUCAAUGACAACCCUUGACCCAACCGACCACUAAGUCCACAGUUCCCCCACUUCACAUCUCUUCAGUUCCAUCUCUAAGUUGCCAAAUGUGCUGCAGACUGGCAAACUGUGUUGAUGGUACUCAAUGAGACUACUCUUCAAAACUGACAAACAGCAAACAGACUUGCUCAGAUGGACCACCAUGCUUCAAAGGAAUUCUCUCCAGUUUGUGAGACUUUGUCACUGAACUGACCAACUGCUUCAAAGGAUUUCUAAAGAUUAAUAUCCAUUAUCUUUUUUUUUCCUUCUUUUCAACUGCAUGAUUAGAGUAAAUGUAGAAAUCAACGGUAAAUAAAUGGAUGCUUCAACUGGACCGGUGGUCAACAUCUUGGCCCAAAAACAAUGCAGGAAAAGGGACCUGUGGUUGCAGUGUGGGAGAAAUAGAGAAUGUAUAUAAUGGACUUUUUUCUGUUUUGUAUGUGGCAAAAAAAAUUAUAUAUAUAUGAAACCGUACUUUAAAGAUGAGAAAAGCAUGUUCUUCAAAAGCAAAGACCCAAGGUUGAUGUUCUGUAAACACAUCCUUUUGGAACUUUAAACUUUGUUGUGAAUUCUUCUCCCCCUUGGAAGGUCAUAGGUCAAAGGCUGGCUUGGGCGGGAAAGAGGAGGGCAAUCCUGUAAAGAUACCACAACCUCACAAAUACAAUUUACUCACACACAUACCAGAAUAUCUGCAAGUAAAAGCCAUUGAGUAUAUAGAUUUGUGUGAUGUUAUACAAAGGGAGUCCAUGACUGUAAAAAGAAAUGUAUGUAAGAGUGCAGUUGUCAUGAAAAAAAAAACAACAAAAAAAAACAAGCUUUUUCCUGCUGUAGCCUGCUUUGUCUCAUUAAAGAACCAAUUAAAGGAUCUGUUUUUAUGAACUACAAA